AGCUUAGCAGCUGAAGAAUCAGAGCUGCGAUUUAGACAAUUAACGAAGGAAUAUCAGGCCCUGCAGAGAGCCUAUGCAUUAUUGCAAGAGCAAACUGGGGGUAUAAUAGAUGCAGAAAGAGAAGCCAAGGCACAGGAGCAACUCCAAGCUGAAGUCCAGAGGUAUAGAGCAAAAAUAGAAGAUCUGGAAAAAACACUGGCCCAGAAAGGACAGGACUCACACUGGGUAGAAGAUAAGCAACUUUUUAUUAAGAGGAAUCAGGAGCUUUUGGAUAAGAUAGAAAAAUUGGAAAUAGAGAACAAUCGACUGCAACAGGAGCUGCAAGAUGCCAGAGAUCAGAAUGAACUCUUGGAGUUUCGAAAUCUAGAACUUGAAGAAAGAGAAAGAAGAUCUCCACCUUUUAAUCUACAAAUCCAUCCAUUCUCUGAUGGUGUAAGUGCUCUACAGAUCUACUGUAUGAAAGAAGGUGUCAAGGAUGUUAGCAUUCCAGACCUUAUAAAGCAGUUAGACAUCUUGGGUGACAAUGGGAAUUUAAGAAAUGAAGAGCAAGUGGCUAUAAUUCAAGCUAGUACUGUAUUAUCUCUGGCAGAAAAGUGGAUACAACAGAUUGAAGGGGCUGAAGCAGCUUUGCACCAGAAGAUGAUGGAACUAGAAAGUGACAUGGAGCAGUUCUGUAAAAUAAAAGGUUAUCUAGAAGAAGAACUGGACUACAGGAAACAAGCUCUUGAUCAAGCCUAUAUGAGAAUCCAGGAGCUUGAAGCUACCCUUUACAAUGCUUUGCAACAAGAAACGGUGAUAAAGUUUGGAGAACUGCUGAGUGAAAAACAGCAGGAAGAACUUCGAACUGCUGUAGAGAAACUGAGAAGGCAAAUGCUGAGAAAAAGCAGAGAAUAUGAUUGCCAAAUCCUUCAAGAGAGAAUGGAAUUGCUGCAACAGGCACAUCAGAGGAUCCGAGAUUUAGAAGAUAAAACAGACAUUCAGAAGAGGCAGAUCAAGGAUUUGGAAGAAAAGUUUCUGUUUCUGUUCUUGUUCUUCUCUCUUGCCUUUAUUCUUUGGCCUUGA
This is a messenger RNA of Python bivittatus (Burmese python), 1062 nucleotides long. NCBI's taxonomy places the organism in Eukaryota, Metazoa, Chordata, Lepidosauria, Squamata, Pythonidae. The record is from RefSeq and is a predicted model, not a curated record.